GAAUCUUGAAACAGAGAGAAGAAGAGUUGAAAAUAUUGAAAGAAUGGAUGAAGCUAGCAAGACCCAAGUUCCCAGGAUUAAGCUGGGCAGUCAAGGCCUUGAGGUCUCAAAAUUGGGGUUUGGAUGCAUGGGACUGACUGGAGUCUACAACUCUCCAGUUGCUGAAGAGGAGGGAAUCUCAAUAAUAAAAGAGGCUUUCAAUAAAGGAAUCACUUUCUUUGACACAGCUGAUGUAUAUGGACCUCAUACCAAUGAAAUUCUUGUUGGGAAGGCACUGAAGCAGUUGCCGAGGGAAAAAAUUCAAUUAGCCACAAAGUUUGGCAUUUUUGAAAGAGUGGAUCCUCCUGGUGUUACAGCCAAGGGUACUCCAGACUAUGUCCGCUCAUGCUGUGAGGCUAGCUUGAAGCGUCUUGAUGUGGACUACAUUGAUCUUUAUUAUCAACAUCGGGUGGACACUUCAGUGGCUAUAGAGGAAACUAUGGGUGAGAUGAAGAAGCUGGUGGAAGAAGGAAAAGUAAAGUAUCUCGGGUUAUCUGAAGCCAGUCCGGACACCAUAAGGAGGGCGCAUGCAGUUCAUCCCAUCACGGCUCUACAGAUGGAGUGGUCCCUCUGGACUCGUGAUAUUGAGGAAGUGAUUGUUCCACUUUGCAGGGAACUUGGUAUUGGAAUAGUACCAUAAAGUCCUCUUGGUCGUGGGUUUUUCGGUGGCAAAGCAGUGGUGGAAAGUGUGCCUUCAAAUAGUUUCGUGUUAGAUUCGAGACUUCCUCGAUUCAUAGGAGAAAACUUGGAGAAGAACAAGAAUAUUUUUAAUCAAAUGGAAAGGCUUGCUAAGAAGCACCAAUGCUUCACUGCUCAACUAGCACUAGCAUGGGUUCUCCACCAAGGAGAUGAUGUUGUACCUAUCCCAGGGACAACAAAGAGUAAGAACCUGGAUGCAAACAUCGGCUCCUUGAAGGUGAAACUUGAGGAAGAGGACUUGAAAGAAGUUUCUGCUGCUGUACCACUCGACCAAGUCGCUGGUGACAGAACUAGCGGAUCCCUGAUGCCUUUGCAAUGGAAAUUCGCCAACACUCCCAAAAAAAAGAAUCCAAGGUCUGAAGAGUUCUGACAUUAUAUGUAUUCUAUGCAAUUGGCAAAAUGAAGUGGAACUUGCAAUUUCUUAAGUAACCCCAAUAAUGAGAGGGCUCUCCUUAUGAUGUGUCUAUAUUUUGGCAUAAACUGGAGAUUAUUACAUUUCCUUUAAAACCUCUCUUACUCCAAUCUCAGCAGAUACUAAACCAUCAGUAGGAAUGUUAACAUACAGAAGGGGGAGCCAUUGAUGCUGGAUUGCUGGUCAUUGAACAUAUAUACAUGUCCUGAUUCAGUUCCU
This is a messenger RNA of Argentina anserina (silverweed cinquefoil), 1369 nucleotides long. Its product is annotated as perakine reductase-like. NCBI's taxonomy places the organism in Eukaryota, Viridiplantae, Streptophyta, Magnoliopsida, Rosales, Rosaceae. The record is from RefSeq and is a predicted model, not a curated record. Gene Ontology annotation, cellular component: cytoplasm. The transcript is spliced from 7 exons.